This is a messenger RNA of Equus quagga, 1447 nucleotides long. RefSeq names its product canopy FGF signaling regulator 3 (gene CNPY3). Bases 115 to 951 code for a protein of 278 amino acids. Gene Ontology annotation, cellular component: endomembrane system. The record is from RefSeq and is a predicted model, not a curated record. Gene Ontology annotation, molecular function: signaling receptor binding. NCBI's taxonomy places the organism in Eukaryota, Metazoa, Chordata, Mammalia, Perissodactyla, Equidae. The transcript is spliced from 6 exons.
CUCCGGUUACGCCGAGGCACGUGUGCAGUCCCGGAAGCGGCUCCGGGAAGCUGCCCAGCGCGCGCCGCGGGAGGGAGCGCAGCCUGGUCCGCUCGGGUUGGGUCCGGCUGGGCCAUGGAGCCGUUGGCUGAGCCCGCUCCCCGGCCCGGGCCUGGGCCCCGCUGUGUCCUGCUUCUCCCCCUGCUGCUGCUGCUGCUGCCCGCGCCGGACCUGGGCCCGAGGCAGGCCCAGGCCGAGGAGACCGACUGGGUUCGACUGCCCAGCAAAUGCGAAGUGUGUAAAUAUGUCGCCGUGGAGCUGAAGUCAGCCUUCGAGGAGACUGGCAAGACCAAGGAGGUGAUUGACACUGGCUAUGGCAUCCUGGACCGGAAGGCCUCCGGAGUCAAGUACACCAAGUCGGACUUGCGGUUAAUCGAAGUCACUGAGACCAUUUGCAAGAGGCUCCUGGACUACAGCCUGCACAAGGAGAGGACCGGCAGCAACCGCUUUGCCAAGGGCAUGUCAGAGACCUUUGAGACGCUGCACAACCUCGUACACAAAGGGGUCAAGGUGGUGAUGGACAUCCCCUACGAGCUGUGGAACGAGACCUCUGCAGAGGUGGCCGACCUCAAAAAGCAGUGCGACGUGCUGGUGGAAGAGUUUGAGGAGGUGAUCGAGGACUGGUACAGGAACCACCAGGAGGAGGACCUCACUCAGUUCCUCUGCGCCAACCACGUGCUGAAGGGCAAGGACACCAGUUGCCUGGCAGAGCAGUGGUCUGGCAAGAAGGGGGACACAGCCGCCCUGGGAGGGAAGAAGUCCAAGAAGAAGAGCAGCAGGACCAAGGCUUCGGGCAGUGGCAGCAAACAGAGGAAGGAGCUGGGGGACCUCGAGGGAGACCCCAGCCCCGAGGAGGAUGAGGGCAUCCAGAAGGCAUCCCCGCUCACACACAGCCCCCCUGAUGAGCUCUGAGCCUAACCCAGUGCCCCUGUACCAAGAGCCGUGACCGGGCAGCUGAAGAGCUGGGGCAUGGCGCCAGCAGGCAGAGACAGCUCUCCUGGCCUUGGGGCCUCCCUGCCUCAGCUGUGCCCUCUUCCUCACGGGGACAGACACGAGCUGGGAAGAACUCAGAUGGGCUGCCAUCAGCACGCGCUGGCCUUUUCCCUCUGCUGAGCGUUUCUCUCCUGACCCAGGCUUCAGGCAGGCCGUGCGAUUGCAGGCCUGCCAAGGGUGCUGGUGUGAACGCAGGAGGGGCAGGUGUCGAGCUGGACCCCAGGACUGGAGCCUUCCGGAGCCCUGCAGAGGUCACACCUGGCCUUCACCUCCCCUCACUCCUCCCCUACAGGGAAGCAAGAUUGCAGGCCCCAACUCCUCCUCUCUGCUCACCCCCUCCUGUGGACACCUUGUGCUCUGCCCGGCCCUCCCCAGGGCUCACAGAGUAAAAACCUUUUGGUCUUUUUUGUUCCGA